This is a messenger RNA of Clonostachys rhizophaga, 2247 nucleotides long. Lineage: Eukaryota; Fungi; Ascomycota; Sordariomycetes; Hypocreales; Bionectriaceae. The record is from the annotation of a GenBank genome assembly.
AUGGAGGGUAUUAACGCCAUGCCUGACACGGAAGGGGGUGCGGCUGAGAUUGAUGAUGUGAGGGAAUUCGACCCUUCCACUCGCCCCUCGAAGGUGACAAGAAAAAGAAGGCGCGCAGCUCUCUCAUGCACAGAGUGUCGUCGAAGGAAAAGAAAGUGCGAUGGCAAACUUCCAUGCUGCGAUUGCAAACUGCGAAACAAGGAAAAUGAAUGUCAUUAUGCAGACAGUCCUGUAAAUGUACAACAUUUCCGGAAUACAAUGUCUCCCCCUGGUCUCAGCACGGCCGCUGAAACAGGAGAUACACCCAUCUCAGCUACGGAUGCUGCUUCUACAAGUUCAGACAACAACGACAACAAAACUCUUUCAAUUAGCGAAUUUGGCUACGCUCGCACGGGUAACUCGACAGCAGACCUCCUAGACAGGUUCCAUGCUGGUAACAAUGGACUGACGGCCGAGCCCGGAGUAGUUGGCAUCAUAAAUGACGAUUCCAAGCUCUGGAAGCCUUAUAAGACUUUGCUAGAAACGCUGCCGGGGCGUACCUGCAUCGAAAAACUUGUCGACUAUUACUUCCAUGAGAUCAACUGGCAAUACUACGCUUUGGACGAAUAUACAUUCAAGCAGCAGCUUCGGACUUGGUACCAGCUUGACUUACCCACGGUAUUCAAAAGCCUCUCUCCAGACUGGAAGGCAUUCCCGGCCAUCGUCUUUGAGCUUAUAGCCACUUCUGUGUUAUUGGUGAAACCAGAGACAGUAUUGCCUUUUCUCAACCUUAAUCAUUUUAGCAAUGCAUCCUCUGAGACCUUAGCAGUGGAAUACAAUAAGUCUGCGGCGGAAAUUAUACGCCUUCUUGGAAAACGACAGAUUUCUUUUGCAAGCGUAAUUGCAGGCUUCCUUCAUACCGCUUUUCUCAAGUACUUUGGUCAGGUGGCGGAAGCAUGGCAUGCCCUUGGCGAAGUCAUAAGGGAUGCACAUGAGAUUGGGCUGCAUUCUUCUCAACGGGAUCCGAAGCCUUGCAGUGACAGCGUAGCGGAAGUCCUGAAAAAUGAAUGGCUUAUACAAGACCGUCGUCGGAUCUGGAUGAUUUUGUCGGGGUGGGACAUUCAUACGGCCAUGGUAUUAGGUCGGCCUGCGACCAUCCUCGACGAUUUAGAGCCGACGCUUCCUAUCGACGCAAUAAUCAUCCAAAAUCGCUCGGCCAAUCCGGUGCUCCCCAGAGGCUCACAUGACGCCCCGACACCUCUCACACGUGCCAUCUGGGCCUACCGCGUCAUGAGUAAUCUUCGUAAGGUGCAAGCCCUGGACAAAGAGCGUUACUCGUCUGGGGACUUCUCACAGGUUGACAGUCUCGACCAAGAGAUUCGGCAGCUUGACGCUGAUAUUCCUUGCUUCUUCCACCGAUACAACCCAGACAAGACGUUUGACUCACAUCCUGACUGUUACUGGAUACCUCGAGCCAGGGCAACCUUGCCGCAGCUCCUUUCUUUCAAUUUAAUAGCCUUGCACCGUCCUCACAUUUUCACACACGCCGCAAGCCGGUCUCGGGCCCUAGGGGCUUGUCUUGAUAUGCUCCAAGCUCAGAAAGAGCACUUCGAAUCUAUUGAAGACAACCAGUAUAAGACCUUCUUUUUGUUCUUUGGCACAUUUGAUGCCGUUGUGUUGAUGGCUUCAAUAUACGCCUUCUUUCCGGAGAAUCAUCCAGACAAGAUUGUACAGGCGAUGCGGCACCUCCAGUGGUCUAUCGUCCGAUUUGAGGCAAUGUCCAGCCGCAAUGCCCUAGCUAAAUCUGCGGUCGAUACAUUGCGUACCUUCUUUGAACGUCUCAGGAGGACGUUCCCCAGGGCUGCUUGUCAUCCUGUAGCUGAUCCUGCUUUGCUUAGCCCAACGGGCUCGUCAACGCAGGCUUCGUCCUUAGCAAUUGACGUGACUAGCUCCGCAUCAUAUACCGAUAAUACGUCGAGAUCUUCGAGCAUAGGUCUCUCGCCUUCAAUGCUGGCAACUGCCCCAGCGUUCGAUGCCUGGGGACCACCAGCCGUGCCGUUUGACUGGUCAUUGAUUGAGCCCAUAUACGCAAUGGGUGAUAUUGCGUACAAUGAUUUGAUUGGGGAUCUGGAUGACACAGUAGCUGCCAGCUCCGAGCAAGAUAUCUGGCCCAGUGCGGAGCCUGAAUUACUUCACUUUAGUGGCGAUUUUGGAGCUAAUAGUGUUUGGAGUGUGCUAAAUCAGGAUUUUGUAAACAGACGAGAGUAG